AUGGGUAAAAGCGGCCAUUUUGUUUCCUCUGCCAGCUGUGCUGUCUCUGUCUUAUUUGUGUCCAGGAAAAUGUCUGGAGGAGAUACCGCAAUGGCUUUUAAGACUUGGGAAUUGUCAAACAAUAUCGAGACAGUGAACAGCGUGGACGAAAUUUUCAAGUUUGACCGCCAACAACAGCAAGAAAUUCUCCAAGCAAAACCUUGGCAGAAAGAGUGAGUUCCUCUAAAGCCUGUAAAAAUGUGUUGUUUUUAGUUUAUUUUAUUUAAGCGAAAUUUAAUUUUUAUUUUAUUUUAACUUUUCAGCCCACACUACUUCAAGAACAUAAAAAUUUCGGCCUUGGCAUUGUUAAAAAUGGUAGGGAAUGUAAUAUACCAUGUCUGGUACAUAAUUAUUGCCACAUUUUUUGCUCUAAAGAACUCUGAGAUUUGACUCUAUCCCUGGAGAUUAGCCUGCAAAUGUAGACAUAUUUCCAGUUGUUGCCAUGGCGUGACCGUUCACAGUCCCCUAUUUUUCCGUAAGAUCAUCGAGAUCGAGGACUUUGCAUUGCAGGCAUCCCUCUAGGGUGAGUGUCAAAAUUACUAAAGGGGUUGUGGGAUGAUUUGGGAAGAAGCAGGAAAAAUAGAGGGACUGUCCUAACGUGACUGCCACUCAUGUGUUGGGGGAUGUGAUAGGAAUUUCACACCUUUUACCAUUCAUCAAUUAACCAAUUUCUGCUUAUGAUGAAAAACAUACCAGGCACAUUUAGCAUUGAUUUCGUGUGUCUACAAACAUGUUCUUUUGAAACAGUGAUUACGAUAGAGUUACUAGGACAUUUUCCAAAUAAAAUCAGCAAGUAUACACAAUUAAAACAUUUUACCAAUCUAAGCAGCAAGUAUGCUUUAAUUCUUCAACAGUGAUUAAAACAGUUAAACCUCGAAAUAAAAAGCCAGAAAUUUCUGUCACAGUUCUUUGUAGUGUUUCAAUUCAUUUGGCAGAAACCUUGUUUCUUUUUUCAAAACUCCCCAGAUGUCUGAAAUUAACAAAAUUCCCCUGGAAAAUGCCUUGUGUGUUUGCACAAAAUGUGCCUUGCAAAUUCUCAAUGGCAUCAGGUUUUGAAAACAAUUCUUGCAUACUUGUAAAUGGUUUUAUGUCAUCCCUACUCCAUGAAAUGUCAAGGAGAGUCUGUCCUACUUCACACCAAUUGAAAAUAAAUUCCUUUCCCAGUUUCGUGAACCCAGUCUAGCCACGACUGGAAAUCCUCUGCAUUUGUUGGCUACUGAAGAUUUGUUACUUACCCCUCAACUGGUGGGUGCUGUAACAGGUCGUUUUGCCCAAAAGUCAAUUUCCCUAUGAAAAUUUGCCUGCAAUCAAGUUGAUUCACCCGAUGUUUGUUUGUAAUUCUUUAAGCCUGAUGAAAAGGAAUAAGCUUGGAAGACAUAAGGGUACCAGUGCAUGUUUUUUACUUGUUACAUGUGAUUUCUACCAAAUAAAGUGGAAAUCAUCAACCAAAUAUCCUCCCAUCUGUUUUAUUACUGCAAAAAAACCACUGACAAAAAUGUUGUGCAAAAUAUCUAUGAAACAUUAUUACUGAAUUUUAAUAUAUCAAGACUGGCCUAUUGACAUCAAUACCAUUGAUAUUUGCUGAUAUCAUCCAAUUUGGUGGUGUUAACUGGUUAUGAAGAGUUAGCCACCCUGGGGAUUUAAGCCAAUCAGAAAUGGAAAAAAAUAUUUAGUAUGAAAAUUAAAUAUCUUUGUAUCAACAGCCACUAACAGUUUUCAUUUUCAUGUGUAUCUCUAGGUAAUGCAUGCCAGGUCUGGUGGUAACCUGGAGGUGAUGGGACUUAUGCUGGGAAAAGUUGAUGGUGAUACCAUGAUUGUAAUGGAUGCAUUUGCUCUGCCUGUAGAAGGAACUGAAACAAGAGUGAAUGCUCAGGCAGCUGCAUAUGAGUACAUGGCAGCAUAUACUGAAUCUGCUAAAUUGGUGAGGUGUGAUCUAAAAAGACUACAGACAAACCUGUAUUAAGCGGUCACCCUCUAUUAAGCAUUCGUUUUCUUACUGUAAAACUGACCUGUAUCAAGUAGUCACAUCUGUUAAUGGUCGCAGUCACCGCAGUUUCUGUGGAGUUUUUCUGUUUUUUGUUGUUUUCACAUCCGUUAAACUGUCACUUUCUCAAGAUGCUAGUGCAAUACAUGUAGAUACACUGAGCAUUGCAUUCAGUGGUCUAGUUUUACUCCCUUUUCAUUGGGCACAAGCAGAGGUAGAAACACUUUGAGGUCAACUUGUCAUGUUAUGGAUACUACUCUUUGACACAAUCUAUUUUCUUGAUCAAGCCUUUGGUUUGUCAAACCUGUAUUAAGCGGUCAGUUAACCAUUUCCCAUUGCAGUUUGAUUGGAAACCUGCUAUUUAAUUACACAAAAAGUGAAUACUUGACUGAUAUUCUUGCUCCUCAUUAAUUUCUGAACGAUAUGCAUGAGAAGGGUUGAAGUUUUGAUCGAACAGUUGAACAUGUAUGGUGCCCAGUGUUAAAUCCUACAAUCAGUUUUCUCCCCCUUUCCCUCUUUCUAAGAAAUUCUAUUGAAUUAGUUUAUGUUCCAGUAAGUACAGUGUACAGUAUAAAGUGACUAUAAACAUGAUUGUGUGUGCAUGUCCGUACCAGGUGGGUCGUUUGGAGAAUGCAAUUGGAUGGUAUCACAGUCACCCAGGGUAUGGAUGUUGGUUAUCAGGAAUUGAUGUUGGAACACAGAUGGUCAAUCAACAAUUCCAAGAACCUUUUGUGGCUAUUGUGGUGAGUAAAUUCACAUUCUUGAUAUGCAGUCUUGUGUUCUUCAUUUUUAAAAGUUGUAGAUUAUAAAUCAUUAUUCAAAUUUUACAUAAAUGAAUUCCCAUUGCAGGAGAGUUAAAAAACCUUUACCCGUUGAUGUAUAAAUUUAUAUAAGAAUAAAUUAUUAAUGAUACGUGCAUCCAAGUCUUGUAUCCUGUUUUAUCUAGGGACUUUAUAAAUGAGAAGCAAAUCUGUGAAAUGAUAUUUUACAUUGCUUUUAUUAAUACUUACAGUAGUUGUAUUAAGUGAAGAACUCUAACUUACACUUUACCCUUACAGUCAAUAGAGGUUCACAUAAUGGGCCUGGGAGCAGUUGUUUCUACUAAAAUAGCUUAAAUGCAUGUAAUGUAGUAAGAAAUAACAAAUAGGUGGAGCGCCCUGCUCUCUUGUUUUUAAAUAGCCUGAUCAUAGAUGCAGUCAUUUGUAUAUGUUUCCUUGGCUAAAUUAACAGUUUCUUUUCUCCUACUUCCAAAAUUUGCAAAUUUCUUUGUUUUCAUCAUACAUUUUAGAUUGAUCCUACACGGACUAUUUCAGCAGGAAAAGUAAAUUUAGGAGCAUUCAGGACAUAUCCAAAGGUAAAACAUUGGCUAGAGAUAUGUAAAUGUCCCGAGAAUAAUAAUGUCUUAAAUACAACUUCACUUUUAACGACCAUGUCAUCUGGUAAUUAUUUUCAUUCACAAUAUCAUUAUUUCUUUACUACACAUGAUGAUGAUCAUGCAGUUUUUCUCUCUAAACAAAACCAUUUUUCUUAUCUUUGUAUCAGGGUUAUAAGCCUCCAGAUGAAGGGCCAUCAGAAUAUCAAACUAUUCCUUUAAACAAGAUUGAAGACUUUGGAGUGCAUUGUAAACAGUAUGUCCUUGUUCCUGUAAUUAUUGGUACAUUGUACUAGUUCAGGAAUACCAGGCUUGAAGCAAGUAUUAAGAAGCAACCGAAGCAAAUGAUUUUGGGAAAAAGAGUUAAAAUAAGUUAUUUGAAAUAACUCCUAAGAAAAGGUUCUUAUGGGUACCCAAGAAAAUUUUAUUUCUAAUUUCACAGGAAUUAAGAAAAAACAGGUAAAGUCAUCAUGCAUAAGAUUUUUUUUGUGAUAUUUGAAGCUUUCGUGAAGUUUGUUCUCUCGGGCUCCCACAUUAAAAGAACCGUUUCUUUGGAGUUAUUUCUUAUAACUGUCUUAUAACAUUUAUAGCCCUGGAAAAGUGUAAAAAAGAAUGCAAUGUGUUUAAAUAAUUAACAAUAUAUUAUUGGACGAGGUUGAGCAAAGUAUUGUGAUUUGUCUAUGGCGAGCAGAUCUGCGAGACACUGACAAAUCAUGGUAUUUUGUGAUAACCGAGUUCAAUAAUUGUUUGAUCAUUCGAUCAGCGAGUUUGUUUUUUUUUAAUGAAUAUCCUCAGGAAGCAAAGUGAUCUGCCAUUUUUACGCAAGAGCGAUCACAAGAAGGAGAAAGGCACGGUUUCCUUUACGCGUGUGCUGAAUAUUAUUUGCAGCCAAAGACAGUUGGACGGCAUUGUGCAUGAGCAAACCAUUAUUUGUAGGCAGUUAUUUGCAGUUCACGUGGUGGGCUCUUGGCCAAUGAAAAGAAAGAAAAAUUUGCUUCGAAUGAUAAUGAAAGUUAUUAUUCUGGUACAAGGUUUUUAUCCACUGAAAAUUAAUUUUCUAAUGGAUGUUGUCUUAAAUAAUGAAUUAAUUAUGAUUUCAAUACUGGUAUUUGCAGAUACUACUCGCUAGAUGUUUCUUAUUUCAAGUCGUCAUUAGACAGAAAGCUUCUUGAGAUGCUUUGGAAUAAGUAUUGGGUUAACACACUCUCUUCGUCAAGUCUUCUUACAGUAAGUACCUUUAGCUUUUUUUUAUUAUAACAAUAGCAAUAAGAUAAUAAGGAUUACAUGUAACAGGUUCUGUACAUAAUGUCUUUUUAAUGUAAGAGUGUCCUUUGUUAAUCCUAAAAUCACCUAUAAAAUGAAUUUACUUUGAGAUAUAUGAGGUCAACAAACACCAUUAAUAACUUGUAUCUAAAACUUUUUCUUAGAAUAGAUUAAAACACUCUGAUCUAAGGUGUGAGCAACUGAACACUUCCGUUCAUGAAGUUAGCUGAGCCUAACUUAUACAAAAGCUACUUUCGUCAUUACCAAACUGACAUAAAAAAAAACAGUUUGAAAACAUGUCAAGAGUAGUGCUUAUGGGCCUGUUGUUUUAUUAAUGAAAUGGUAACUAUAGGUGCUGUGUACUAGGCAAAAGUCAAAGUGAGUAUGAUAUUUUUAUUUUAUCUGUUUUCAGAAUGCAGAUUAUACCAAUCAUCAGAUUGCAGAUCUUUCAGAAAAAUUAGAGCAAGCUGAAUCUCAAGUAAGAAGUUAAAUCAGAGUGAAUCAUUAUAUUUUGUACUUGAUUGUAAAUUACGUCCCCAGGGCUCAUCUGUCAAGCAGUAGACAGUGUCUGUAGGACACAAAGAUGAUUAAUUAGACAAUCUGGAGAAUCAUGUUUUGGUGGAGAUUGUGUUUGUGUGCAAACUUGAUUUUUGUUUUUUUUUUCUGUUUAUAAAACUUUCCUCAAGUCAGAAGAGCAAUAUUUUCUGCCCACCAAAAAUAAAUACAGUGUAUGUCCAGAAGUAAUUUCUGAAUGGGUGAACAGGACUGCGACUUAUUGUGUUGAGACUGGGAAAUAUUAUCAUGAUUGUUUAGGAGAUGAGCCCAGAGACUCAUAAAAAAGUGUAUUUUCAACAAAAUUACUGAACAUGCUGCAUUGCUUGGAUGAGAGACUCUCCAAAGAGUGUUCUAUAACCUUAAAUCGUCAAAAUAAGAUUUAUUUCUCAGAAUCACAGUAAAGAACUACUUUACUCUGGGAUUCAGCGUUCCAGUUUGAUCUAUUUUCAGACAGCAGUCUCGUAUCAAUAUAAUUAAUAGAUCAGAGAAUUUCCAUAUAAUUUUUUCUUUACUAUUUGACUGCUAACUGUUUUUUCGUAUCUCCUUGUAGGUUGGUCGUAUGGGUAGUUUUAUGAUGGGUAUGGAUCAAGACAAGAAGGAAGAAGGAAAGUUAGCAAAAACUACCAGAGACAGGUAUAUAAAAUAAUAUUUUAAUACUUAGACAAGAUACCGUAAAAUUCCGAAAAUAAGCCCCGGGGCUUAUAUUUUUCAAAGGCCCUUUUUGAGGGGCUUAUUUUUGAAGGGGCUUAUAUUCGGAGGGGCUUAUGUACGGAGGGAAAUUUGCGUUUCAGAAUCGAUUGGGCUAGCUUGUAUUGGGAAGGAAAUUUACGAUUUUUGCUUUGUUUUGCUACAUAGGUAUUGAGGGCAAAUCCAGUUUCAAGCCCCUACUUAUAUUCAGAGGGGCGUUUUAAACUGAUUUUGGGGGCUUAUAAGAGAUUUACAUGGAGGGGCUUAUUUUCAGAAUUUUACGGUAACAGAUUAACAACUGCUUGUCUGGUUGCUGGUUAUUAAGAGCAGUUUCAUUAUGUUUAUUAUCUUUGCUACAUAGGUCCAUAGGUCUGUGAUCCAGUUUCACUCCUACUAUUAUGUAACUGUGGGAAAUGAUUUUUGA
Porites lobata is the source of this 6324-nucleotide messenger RNA. Lineage: Eukaryota; Metazoa; Cnidaria; Anthozoa; Scleractinia; Poritidae. The record is from the annotation of a GenBank genome assembly.